AUGUCUUUAACGUCGAUUAGACUCGUGAACCUGAAGCGCAAAAUAUCCAAAAUCGCUUAUCCAUUAGGGAAUAUUCUCUUUUUUGUGGCACUUUUCGGGGUUCCCUUCCUAUCGCUACUAAAAAAGGAGACGUCGGUAGACGAACACGGAUACCUGAACAGAUAUUCAAUAAGUGAACUCAUAAACGAUGAUUUCCAUCACAUGAACUCGGUGAAAGCCGAGCUAACCGAGAUCUGUGCCCUGGAACAAGGCCAAAAGAGAGGUCAAGCUCUAUCAAAAAGAAGAUAUUCCGAGUGGAAGACGUCUGCUCCGCAGGACUUUCCUACAGUACUGAAAAAGGUUGGAGAACUUCUAAAUGAAGCCUUUGAAUGGUCCGAAAUCGGAUACAACUCGUACGGAUACGCCUACGAUACGAAUGGGCCAAAUGGCUUCAUCGAAGGUUACUCUGUUCUGUGCAGACUAAAGUGUCUGAGAUGCCACGCUAGAGGCGCAACGCUCUUGGUUGCAACGGUUGAUACCAGGGACUGCAGCAAAGAUGUAACUAGCGUUACCCUAGCUAUUUCUGCAUUGAAGCAUUUAUCAACAGCCGAAUAUUUGUCGCAGGAUAUUAUUCUUCUGGUUACAGAACGUCAGUUGCCGUACGCUACAGGUACGCGCCAAUUUUUGGAUGACUAUUUUACGAACCGAUAUUUUAAAUUUAGAAGUGGAACACUCCACAAUGCUUUUGUGUUGGAUUUGGGAUCCAACGAUUGUGCCAAGUAUACAAUAAGUUACGAGGGCACAGAUGGGUUAUUACCUAAUCAGGAUGUUGUUAAUAUAUUUGUAAACAUUGCAGCAUAUGAAGGUUUUGAAGUCCAUACGCGUUCAAUGUGGCAAAGCGUAUUUCGCAUGGCAUUCAAUAUUGAUCGUUCAAGGCAACAUACACCACUGCUGGAGAGGAAUAUAAAUGGAUUUUCACUCAUUUGUUCUGCUGUUUCAAAGUAUCCAAAGAGUCCAGAUAUUCUAUUAAAGGUGCUAGUAUUGAUGCUCAGAAAUCAAAACAACUUGGAUACUCUUUUGGAACGUUCCUACAACUUUUAUUUCUUUACGGAUGCGAGAAAUUUUAUUUCCAUCUCGGUCUACGCUGUGAUCAUACCCCUUCUUGUUUUAAAAUCGCUUGUAUGGCUCAUAUUUUCACCAUAUACAAGAAAGUUUACCACUGCCUUUUUUGGUCUUGGAGUGUUUGCGGUGAAUACUAUUCUUGGCUCUCUUCCUUCAUACAUUUAUCUGGUUAGUAUGGUAAAGAAACAUUCUGGUGAUAAAACGGAUGUCGUGUUGGAAACAACCAGAUUUGCCUUUAGAUUACUUGCUGUAUCAUAUGGAGUAUUGGUGCUUGUAAAUUUACUCUUCUUCAAGUUUUUUGCGCUACUCUUCGAUUAUGAGUACCCCGAAGAUGAUAUUUGUCUGAUUAAGCAGGAAAUUCUUGAGCGUAUGAAAACCCUCAAGGGUACCCCCAAGUCACCUCUAGCUCGCCUCUGUUCAAUCGUAGCAAAUAAAAUGGGAUGUGGAAGCAAGUCGCAUGAACUUGACAGAGAUACCAUAAAGUAUGUAAAUAGAAUGCAAGCUCCAUCUGCGCCCUUGAGUAACAUGGAAAAGUUGCAAAACUUGCUUAGAAGACUCUCUCUCAGACGAGACCCAGAGAGAAGAGCAAGAUGGGCAAAUAGGUUGGCCCUUUUGAAGGAAAAGUUUACAAGAAGACACAGCGUUGCUGGAAGUAUAUCCACUGAUUACAAUAUGGAUUCUAUUGAUCGCAUUACAGAAGUCACCAGUGAGGUGGUGUAUGGAGCUCCAGAGACGGACCAACUAUCAUUGUUGGAGACUGAGCUCAAAAAACUUGGUCCAGCGUGGAUUGUAUAUCUCAUCCCUGACAAUCUACCACAACCGAGCAUUGUUUUGGCAGUGGCUACACAUGUUGUUGCUAUAACAUUCUUGCUGGGAUUAUCGGUACUGAACUGGUCUCUAGCGUUUGUUCUCUCGCUCUUUACAUCACUCCCACUAUUGCUCCUUAGUGUGAAGCGAAAUGGAGUAUUUGGGCCUCUAGUUACAUUCUUGUAUACUCUGGUGUCUCUGUUUUUAGUCUAUCCACCCACAUGUGUGUCUGGAUCAAGGGCCAGAGAUGCAGUCUUGGCUUCGUUGGGGACUGCUUGUCUGGCACUAGUCAAGUUUUUGGAUGCAUCCGCAUUCUCUGGAGCACUUGUAGGACAAGUGAAGGAAUCGCUGAGGUUUUUCGCAAAGCACGUGUUUGGAAAUGCCACCCACUGGAUCAACGCCUCUGGAGACUCUUUUCUUUUGCGCAAGGUGUACUCGUUUGCUGAAGAUCAUGUGCUAGUGAAAUCACCCAGCCUACCAUUCUUGUGGUUUUUUGCCAUUCCCAUUCUAUUCCACAUUUUAUUAUCCAAUGUAUUGUUACUCUGCCGCAAAUUCACAUGUAAGGGAAUCUAA
Messenger RNA from Theileria equi strain WA, 2481 nucleotides. RefSeq lists its product as hypothetical. Gene Ontology annotation, cellular component: membrane; GPI-anchor transamidase complex. Lineage: Eukaryota; Apicomplexa; Aconoidasida; Piroplasmida; Theileriidae. Gene Ontology annotation, biological process: attachment of GPI anchor to protein. The transcript is spliced from 2 exons. The coding region runs from base 1 to 2481 and encodes 826 amino acids. The record is from RefSeq and is a predicted model, not a curated record.